AUGUACGUGACACAGACCACCUUUGAAAACAACAACCUCACAGACAACUGGGAUGAUCCUGAAGGAUACUACAAUGUAAGGAUCGGGGAAGUGUUGGACAAGAGGUACUCAGUUUUUGGUUUCACGGGCAAAGGAGUCUUCAGCACUGUUGUCAGAGUUCGAGAUGCUGCCAGGAAUAACCAGGAGGAAGCUGCCAUCAAAAUCAUUAGGAACAAUGAGAUGAUGCACAAGACAGGCAUGAAAGAAUUGGAGCUAGUGAAAAAGUUGAAUGAUGCCGAUCCAGCUGAUCGCUUCCAUUGUCUGAGACUUUUCAGACAUUUCUUCCAUAGGAAUCAUCUUUGCCUAGUCUUUGAAUGUCUGAGCAUGAAUUUGCGUGAAGUGUUGAAAAAGUACGGCAAAGACAUUGGCUUACACGUGAAAGCAGUGAGAAGCUACACGCAACAACUCUUCCUGGCUCUCAAGCAUCUCAAAAAGUGCUCCAUCCUGCAUGCCGACAUAAAGCCUGACAAUAUCUUGGCACUUAUAAAUGAAUCAAAGUUGACGUUGAAGUUGUGUGAUUUUGGUUCAGCCUCUCACAUAUCAGACAAUGAACCAACGCCAUACCUGGUCAGCAGAUUCUACAGAGCCCCAGAAAUCAUUAUUGGCAAUAAAUACGACCAUGGUAUUGAUCUGUGGUCUACGGCUGUGACCGUCUUUGAAUUAUACACUGGGAAGAUUAUGUUUCAAGGGAAAACUAACAACGAAAUGCUUAAGUUGUUCAUGGAUUUGAAGGGAAAAAUGCCAAAUAAGCUUAUCAGGAAAGCAGUUUUCAAGGAUGACCACUUUGAUCAGUUUUUCAAUUUCAUUUACCACGAAAUUGAUAAAAUAACAAUGAAGGAAAAGGUGACGGUGUUGUCGACGAUAUCUCCUAGUAGAGAUUUAAUGAAAGAGCUGAUCGGCUUUCAGAGACUGCCCGAGGAUCAAAUGAAGAAAGUGGUUCAAUUGAAGGAUUUCCUGGAUAAGUUAUUGGUUAUGGAUUCUUCUAAAAGGAUGUCCAUACAACAAUCCCUCACUCACCCUUUCAUUGUAGAUAAAUCUUGA
This is a messenger RNA of Helobdella robusta, 1080 nucleotides long. RefSeq lists its product as hypothetical. Bases 1 to 1080 code for a protein of 359 amino acids. Gene Ontology annotation, molecular function: ATP binding; protein serine/threonine kinase activity. Gene Ontology annotation, biological process: peptidyl-threonine phosphorylation; mRNA cis splicing, via spliceosome; peptidyl-serine phosphorylation. The record is from RefSeq and is a predicted model, not a curated record. The transcript has 8 exons. Lineage: Eukaryota; Metazoa; Annelida; Clitellata; Rhynchobdellida; Glossiphoniidae.